AUAUGCUAGUUGAUCGUCUUGAGGAUAUGACUUCCUCAGAAGCACAUGUGGUUGAUAAUGACAAGAGACAUAUAUUACUGUGCGGUUAUCUUCGAGGUUGUGAUAUCAAGAAAGGAACCAAGGUGCAUAUUGCUGGUGUUGGUGAUUACCCUUUAGCUGAUGUUACAAUCUCCGCCGACCCUUGCCCUUUACCAGUUACCACCUGACAGCCAUGAACUCGAGAUUAAUAUAGAUGAAAACAAUCUUGAUGUGGAACCUUACAUGGAGACCGAGAGUUUCAGAGUAGGGACUUACCUAACGUUUAAGGUUUUUGGCGUUCCUUUUGAGAUGGUUCCCGAUCGUGAUCCCUGUCAGCCUAUUCUCGUAGGAGGUAUCGGCCUUGCAGAACAGACUGCUGGAUAUAUGCAGAUACUCGAGGAUAGUCCGGCUCAGACACGGGGGACGCUUGAACAACUGCUUGCUGUUAUCCUUUUCGAAGAAGUGUUGCCUUUUGGUUGGCGGUCACGAGAGAAAUGUCCUUUAAAAGCUUACCAUGGAACAACAAUAAUUGCCGUGAUUAACAAGUCAGGCCUUCAACACUCCACAGAAAGGAAAAGAAAAGAAAAAGGAAGAUAA
Molecule: messenger RNA, 615 nt
Organism: Papaver somniferum (opium poppy)
Lineage: Eukaryota; Viridiplantae; Streptophyta; Magnoliopsida; Ranunculales; Papaveraceae
Product: ribosome biogenesis protein BMS1 homolog
Exons: 5
Coding region: 160-615 (151 amino acids)
Source: RefSeq, a predicted model, not a curated record